Molecule: messenger RNA, 694 nt
Organism: Prunus avium (sweet cherry)
Lineage: Eukaryota; Viridiplantae; Streptophyta; Magnoliopsida; Rosales; Rosaceae
Product: Mitochondrial ribosomal protein L27
Biological process (GO): translation
Cellular component (GO): mitochondrial large ribosomal subunit
Molecular function (GO): structural constituent of ribosome
Source: RefSeq, a predicted model, not a curated record
CAGCAGAAAAGCCCUAAACCCUCUGCAGUGACAGAGCCAGACCCCAAAACCCAGAAUCAUCAUCUGCACGACAUCGUCGACAUCAGAACCUCACUUCUCAUUGUUCAGAAGAAGUGAAGAAAUGGCAUUGGGACUAAUACUAGGGUUAGGAAGGGCAUUUCGUCGAAAGCGCACAUCAUCACUUGACAUUCUUUCCUCCAAACGUGCCCCAAGGGAUUACUACAAGGGGAAGAAUUGCAAGCCCAUUGGUUUCCACACCCGAAAAGCUAAGUAUGUUGUGCAGCAGGAGAAAUUACCUAACUAUGUAGUCCCUGAUUUAACUGACUUCAAGCUCAAACCGUAUGUAUCCCAGUGCCCCAGAGAGGUCAAGACUAGUGAGUCUGCUGAAUCAAUUAAAUAACCAGGCUAAACGACAAGCAUCAGAUCUGUUCGUUUAUUGUUGUAAUUGCGAAUUAAGUUCGUGUUCAUAUAUUUUUGAGUAGGAUGUAAGACUGAGUUGGUGAGGUUCUUGUUUGGCAGUUUCAUACCUUGAACUGUGAGUUAGGAUGGAAGACUGUAAGUUAGGAUGGAAGACUGUAAGUUGAUGAUAAACCUUUCUUCUUGGUUUAAGCAUUGCUUUAUAUUGACUCAACUAAUAACCAUAACUUCAUCGGAUUGGAUUGCAGAAUAUAUACUCGAGUAUUAUUUGAAUUAA